UUAACAGUUAACACUUUGGAAUAAGGUUUUGUGAGGAGAGGGCUAUUUUUGGUACCAGUAAUUAAUUUUUAAAUAUAAUUUCUUCGAAUUUAUAUAUUUAUUACUAAGUUGGUUUCCGUAUGGUGCUUACUAGUAAGUCGAUCUAUAUUGCUCCAGAUUUAGGGAGGAAUAAAAAAAACAUACAAGAUGGAUGCAGAAGUGGUUAAAGAGAAUGUAUGGCAAGCGGGAAGUGUAAAAACAAGAUGGGUUGUGCUGGCAGCACUAUGUUCGUGUGUCGCAGUAUUGGUAGCUGCAGUGUGUGAUCAAUCCCUACCUACACCACUUGACCGGUCUGCACCAAAAGACCGCUUCAUAGCUGAGAUUGCAUAUGAGCAUCUGGUCAAUCUCACAUCCAUUGGACCAAGGGUAGCAGGCAGUUAUGAGAAUGAGGUAGCAGCUGUUAAAGUGCUGGUCAAUGCUGCUCGUGGGAUUCAGGCUGCUGCGUCAGCACAUAAUCGUGUUGAGUUUGAUGUAUUCAGGGCUAGUGGUGCCUUUUCACUUACUUUCAUUGAUGGUAUGAGCAACAUAUACCGGGACGUCCAAAGCGUGGUGAUCCGCGUACGAGGGGCCGGGGCCGAAAGCCGAUCCACCCGUCGGAGCGCCCUGUUGCUCAAUUGUCACUAUGACACAGUACCUGAUAGUCCAGGUGCCAGCGACGACGGCGCUGGAUGUGCUGUGGUACUAGAAACACUUAGAGCCCUAGCCGCCUCACCACAUCCGCUACGCCAUGACGUAGUCGGUCUACUCAACGGGGCCGAAGAAAAUAUAAUGCAGGCAUCCCACGCCUUUGUAACUACGCACCGGUGGGCGAAAUCUUUGCGGGCCUUUAUCAAUAUUGAAGCCUGUGGCGCGGGUGGUCGUGAAGUUCUGUUCCAGGCGGGUCCGAAUGACCCCUGGAUGCUCGAGGUAUACGCAGGCGCAGUACCGCACCCGUUUGCAUCAUCUCUAGCCCAGGAGAUGUUCGAGAGCGGACUCAUCCCCGCUGAUACUGAUUUUCGAAUCUUUCGAGACUUCGCUAACAUAUCCGGUGUGGAUCUGGCAUGGAAUAGCAAUGGAUAUGUGUACCACACGAGCCUUGAUACGGCGGAUAAAGUGCCACUCGCCACCUUACAACGCACCGGUGACAACGUGCUUGCGCUCACGCAUGGUCUGCUCAGUAACGAGCGAUUGGAGGCCGCUGCCGAACGUACACGUGCACCAGUGUACUUCGACGUAGUGGGGCGAGUGGUAAUACUUGCGCGGGCGCCUGCCGCCUUCGUAGCCACAAUCUUAGCUUUGGCUACAGUUGUGCUUAAGCUAUACUUAAGCGCCACUCAGGCUAAGCAGCUGUAUAUACCGAGAAUGCGGUGGAUGCGGGUGGUCGGACGUGCGUUGUUGUCGGUGACGCUUGCGCAGUGUUGCGGCCUCGCUGCGUCUAUUGCGGUUGCUCUGGUGUUACAUGUCGGUGGAGCCCGAUUGGCGUUUUAUUCGCGGCCCUGGCUUUUGAUACCGCUCUACUCUGUUCCAGCCGUGGUAGCAUCGUGGUGGGAUGCCCGUCUGACGUGGGGCAAAGCGCAAAGGGGCGGGGGCGUGGCCACAAUAGCACGUGGGGAAUGGACGCUACGGGCUUGGCAUGACGCGCUAUGCCUCGCAGCCGCUAUCUUACUCGCAGCUGGAGCUUCUUUAGGAUUGCGCAGCGCCUUCGUAGUAUUUCUGUGGACGUUACCAGCGGGCGCGGACGUCAUUUGCGUACUCCUUGGCGUACAAGGAGCUCCGCGAGUGGUGUGUGGGGCGUUCGCCGCUGCAUUGCCCGCGCUACAGACCGCAUACCUGGCCGUGGCGUCACUCAAUAUGUUUGUGCCGGUCAUGGGACGCGCUGGGACUUCUCCUCUACCACCAGAUGUGAUAAUGGCAGUACUGGUUGGUGCGCUCACGCUGACGUUGUUCAGUUGGAUGCUGCCGCUCGUAGUUGCUGCUAAACAGCCGCAAAAACUGAUACGACUUGGCUGGGCGGUCACCUUAUGCACGGUCGUACUUGUACUUUGUACUCCACUUGGAUUUCCAUACAGCGAAGCACGACCGCAACGCUUCAUGGUGUUCCACACACGACGAACGGAACACUCACAGACGCCCAGAGACACGUUAUUGUAUUGGCUUCCCGCGUUGGACGCGAACACGCCGCAAUCGGUAUACGCGCACGUGCCCGAAGUGGCGAACGCGCCCGCCGCCUGUUCCGACAAACUCUACUGCGGGGCCCCGUACUACCUCCCCGUCAUAUCCCUGGUGGCCCGCGGCCAUGAACUUCCAGCUCUGGAGGAACCUAAAACGUCACUCAACGCCAGUGCCGAAGUUAUAGGCGAGGGACCGACCCGCGAUUUAAAACUUAAACUGCACGGCCCCAACCAUAUAGUCGUAAUUUUAUCGCCUGUCACCGGAUUUAUCUCGUGGUGUCAGACUGGGGAGUUUAGAAUAAUCCCCCAGCCAGGUCCCGAAUGGAAUAACAGGCAGACCUACUUCCUGUCCCUCCACGACGCUCUGACUCCAGCCCCGUGGGAACUGUUAUGUCGAAUCGAGUCUCACGUUAACGGCUCGAAAUGGGUAGAUGUAUCUGUGGCGGGGCACAGUAUGUCCGGUGAGUCGAAACAUAGUGAAGCGCAUGCGCAGCUGUUGUCGCGCUUUCCGAAUUGGUCCGCUGUUACGGGUUGGGGAGUACAUUUACAUCUCUUUUCGCUAUAGAAGUUUAGAGUGGAAGAGAAUGACAUAUCGCUAGUAUUUACUUGUCUUGCCACGGAUUGGACGUGACAAACAGUGUUAGGACUCGCGGUAAAUUACUAACGGGUCAAAUUAGGUGCAGGCGUAGUGUUGAGGGGUAAGGCAGACGUGGCGUUCUUAAAGAAAUUAUAGUUAAAUGAUUUUGUAUCUGAGAAACUAAAAGUUGGUAGUCAACAGUAACAUUGGUUAAAAUUUUGACCAUCAAUGAAAUUGUAUUGAUAAAAUUCUUUAGUCUUUAGGUUGUAGUAAAUUUACUGUAAAGAAGAGAAUACAGUAGUUUGUCGAAGAUGACAGUAAACUCUAAAACAAAGUUCAAAAAAUGAAGGAAUGUUUUUAUUUAUUACUGUAUGAUUUUUUCUGCUGUAAUUUUUAUUUAGUAAUCUGUGAACAAAACUCAAUGUGUGUCUAAUAUUUUUAAAUAGUGGACUUACCGUGGUACUGGUACUUUUUCAUAGAUACGUAUAAUUCUAUAAAAAGUACAGUUGGCAAGAAAAGUGCCUUAGCAAAUGAUUUAAAACAAAUAAGUGUCAAAACAGUAAGAAAUUUUCCUCGUGUGUCAAUUGUCAACUAAGAAUGUUGCGGAUUAAACCGCGUUUAAUAAUGACAAUUAUAUAAUAAGUAGUUAAAAAUUUAGCUCAGUGUGUGGGUGAUAGGCAGCAGAUUAUUAGAAAAGUGUAAAUUCGAUGCGUAAAAAUGCUAAUUUUCCCGCUAAAUCUUGCAAAGAUCAUUUUGCAAAAGUACUUUGUGACCCCGCGUGUUUUUUUCUAUACAGUUUCAAUUUGUCAAAUAUUACAAGGUUUUAAAAACGAUUUAAGAUUUUUAACUAGUGACUAUAAAACCUAUACAUAUUGUUAGUUUUAAUUCCCGCCAAAACGCGUCUGUCGGCAAGAUGGCGUCGCAACAGACUAUAACAUGGUACGUUAUAACUUGUAAAUACGUAAACGAACAUCAAGUUUUCUACGUGUUCUUUAUUAUUCUGCGAUUACUUCAUAACCCUUUUUAAAGCAAUGUUUUUACAGAUAACUCUAACACUUUAUUUUUCAUACUAUCUAAUAGCCUACACAUGAUUGUGUUACGUUAUUCGUGUGACUCUGAAUACUUAGGUAAUACAAAUUAGGAGUAAUUUAUAUUUAUUAUUAAAUGCGUGUCUUUUAAAUUUGUUUAUCUGACAUUUGUGGCAGUAAUUUAACAUACAAUACUUACAGCAAUAGAAUCCCCAUAGAUAUAUCAUAGUUAUAGAUUAUCUUUAGCAAAAGUACACCAAUAAUUUAAGUAGGUAAUGAACAUAGGCUGUGAACUAAGUAAUAAUAAGUAAGCUUAUUAUUUACUUUGAAAAUCGGCUACUAUGGGCUGGUAGUGAUUCAGCCUUUACCUUGCCAAAGAGAAUUAGACGCGUUCUUCGUUGUACUGUAGCCGUCCAUUUUGUUGUUGCAAUUGUGAGAGUGGUAUAUAUUCUGAACCAAAAAGGUCAUAGGUAUUUUUCCUUUUUUUUUAAUUAAAUGGGUCAGAGGAAUAGAUAAAAAUGUGCCACGAAUAUAAAGGUGCGUUGGAAAGUUUUGCACUUUAAAUCUAUUCCGACUUUAUGUUAAAGCAAUUAUAAAAUUUAACAAUUGUAUCGCACAACCUAUUAUGAUUGAAUUAUUCAAUAUGAAUUUAUAAAAGGGAAUUAGAGAGCGUUCAAGUAUUACGUACCGGGGUGGUUGGUACGUUCUUAAAUACGCGUUACAUCACAUUAUUUUAUGCUUUCACGCAUUUGGUCACGUAACGUUUUACUAGGGGGAAUAUAGAAAAACGUUACCGUGCGUUACAUGGGGGGGGGGGCUCGAAAAUAUUCAAAGUGCGUUACGUUACGUUAUACUUGUACGCUCCCUUUAAUGUAAUCGACCCUAAAAUUGUUGCUAGAAAAUUAGUUUUCGUUUUUUAAAGUAAAACACAGGUUUUACUUCGAUUAUGCACAAAUAAUUAAUAUGCCUAAAUGAAUAUAUAGAUAUUAAUAGGAUUUAUUUUGUCGUGUUGGUAUUUAUGUUGCGUCAAUGUUUUUAUGACACUAGCAAAUAGAGUAGCUUUAGUUAUGUGAAAGAUAUUUUUAAAUUAUUUCAGUAGGUGUUGUGUUAAUCUAUUUCAAAUAUACAAAAAAUAUUUCUAGUGUAGAAGAAUGGGAUGCUUGUUUUUACAAUUGUCCUAUUCUUACUCUUGUUAAUCAGAAUCUAAUGCAAUGAUUUGGUCAAAGCGCCGCGUCGUUGUUAAGAUGCGCGGCAUCCAAAGUAGCCAUGCUGAUAACCAACCUGCGUAAGGAGAUGGCAUUAUAGGAUAAUUUUUAUAAUGGUUAUAUUAAACGUACGACUUUCAUCCCUGAGGUCGUAGGUUCGAUCCCCUGUGCACCAAUAGACUUUCUAUGUGCGCAUUAA
Molecule: messenger RNA, 5198 nt
Organism: Pieris napi
Lineage: Eukaryota; Metazoa; Arthropoda; Insecta; Lepidoptera; Pieridae
Product: endoplasmic reticulum metallopeptidase 1-like
Exons: 12
Coding region: 187-2754 (855 amino acids)
Biological process (GO): proteolysis
Molecular function (GO): metalloexopeptidase activity
Source: RefSeq, a predicted model, not a curated record